GAUGUAUCGUAAUGUCAAAAUUUUAUUACGUCAAUGUUGACUUGUAUAUUUGGUUGAAUAUUAACCUUCAAUUAAGGGAGUAGUAACAAAUACGUCCUCGUAUUAUAUCAAAUGGAAUUUCAAGACAAAGUUGUGUUAAUAACCGGCGCCAGUUCCGGCAUCGGCGCUGCCACUGCUAUAUACUUGUCUAAGCAGUCUGCAAAACUGGCCUUGGUCGGUCGAAAAGCAAAUAAUUUAAAAGCAAUCGGUGUGUAUUGUCUAAAAGCAAAAGGUAUUCUGCCGUUAACAAUUACCGCAGAUCUUACAGAAGAUGCUGAUGUUGAAAGAAUCGUAAAGGAAACUAUCGAUCAUUUUGGCAGACUUGACGUGUUGAUAAACAAUGCUGGCAUCGUUCUUAUGGGUGGAUUGAAAAACUCAAAUAUGGAAAUUUAUGAUAAAGUGAUGUCGACAAACAUGAGAUCCGUUUACCAUUUAACAAUGGUCGCAACCCCGCACCUAAUAGAAAGUAAAGGUUGUGUAGUGAACAUUUCUAGCGUCUCUAGCACUAUGGCAAGCGCAAUGUCGACGGCCUACAAUAUAUCCAAAGCGGCACUCGAUCAUUUUACGAAAUGCGCGGCGUUGGAACUAGCCCCCGAUGGCGUCAGAGUUAACUCCGUUAACCCAGGUUUUGUGAAGACAAAUCUAUACAAAAAUGUAGGCCUAAGUGAGGAUCAAUUGAAUCUAGUGGCGCAGAAUAUGGUGGGAAAAAAUCCAAUGAAGAAGGCAAUCGAAGGAGAAGAGGUCGCCGUAUUAAUUGCAUUUCUAGCCAGUGACAAAGCGAAAAGUAUUACCGGAUGUAACUACAAUAUUGAUGCAGGCAGAUUGUUAAAUUCAUAAUUUAUACGAAAAUUAAUGUUUUAAAUCCAUAUUUAUAUUUAUUUAGCAAAACGUUCCACUCUGGGUAUUAUUGAGAUUACGAAAUAUUUAAUAGUCAUAUAUUAAUGCUUUAUUUACAAAACGCUUAUUAGGUUAAAUCAAA
This is a messenger RNA of Papilio polytes (common Mormon), 1018 nucleotides long. RefSeq lists its product as uncharacterized. The transcript has a single exon. The record is from RefSeq and is a predicted model, not a curated record. Gene Ontology annotation, molecular function: oxidoreductase activity. NCBI's taxonomy places the organism in Eukaryota, Metazoa, Arthropoda, Insecta, Lepidoptera, Papilionidae. Bases 112 to 876 code for a protein of 254 amino acids.